AAAGCUGAGGAUGUGAGUCCACCUGAAGAAUUCAGAUAGCAAGUUUCAAAUUGCCCACUUGGCAGCUCAAGAUAGGAUCACAUUUCUCUUUAUAUGGAUAAAUAUAUAUUUUUUCUUUUUUGUUUGUUGAUCUAAUUAACCCUAGAUAGUCCUUUUUUUUAUGUCUGCUCGGAUUCUAUAUAAGGAAGUACUAAUGCCAAACAUUUCAUAGACAUCAUACUAUCACAUAUCGUUCGCCAACGCUCUGGCUUGAUCUUCUCUUCAUGCAUACAACACGAUCUAAUUAUCAUUUAUCCACGAGAAGAAGAAUGGCUGCAAUAACCUUCGGUCCAACCCUAACUUUAAAGGCCGUCGGCCACGACGAUGUCUCUCAGAAAUGGCAUGGCGCUGUAACAGAUGAGAUCGGAGGGCUCAUCCGAGUGUACGAAGAUGGACAUGUGGAGCGACCCAACGUCGUCCCUUUCGUCUCUUCUGCAUUGCCUCAAGAGCUCGGCGUGACAUCAACCGACACCGUCAUCGACAAUUUCACAAACGUCUGGGUGAGAUUCUACGUCCCAAACAACGUGCAAAACCAGCUCCUUCCGUUGAUUGUGUACUUCCACGGUGGUGGCUUCUGCGUCGGCUCGGCCGCUUGGAGCUGCUAUCAUGAGUUCUUAGCCAAGCUAGCCCUCAAAGUCAACUGCGUGAUCUUGUCCGUGAAUUAUCGGCUCGCACCGGAGAACCCCCUCCCGGCCGCCUACGAAGACGGCUUCAAAGCCUUGACGUGGCUUGGAAAGCAAAUCCUAGAAGCCUCUAGCGAGCGGUGGACGAGGCAGUGCGACUUCUCCAGAGUUUUCCUCGCCGGAGACAGUGCCGGAGCCAACAUAACCCACCAUUUGGCCUCAAGACUCGUUUCCGAUAACGACACUGAGCUCGAAGCGGCGAAAUCGCUACGCUUCAAGGGUGCAAUCUUGAUACAACCCUUCUUCGGAGGUGAGGCGAGGACAGAGUCGGAGAAGCACACAGCGCAGCCGCCAGGUUCGGCGCUGACUGUGGCCACAUCCGACACGUACUGGCGGCUGGCCUUGCCGCACGGAACCAGUCGGGACCAUCCCUGGUGCAAUCCACUCACACGAGACGAGCGUGGCGGUCGCAAUCCGGAGAAACUGAGGGUUUUGCCUCGUACCUUGGUGUGCAUAUCAGAGAGGGACAUACUGAAGGAUAGAAACGUGGAGUAUUGCGGCGCUUUGGCCAAAGCGGGCAAUGUUGUCGGAUGCGUCGUGUACGACGGAGUUGGUCAUGCGUUUCAGGUCCUUAGCAAGUCGCACACGGCACAAGCUCGUGCGCUAGAAAUGAUGUCUCAUGUCAGGGCCUUUGUUCAUCGGUGAUCUUUUCGGGUCUGUGGCAAAAUUUGUCUGCAAAUUCAUAUCCACGCCUAGGUUGUGAUUAUAUGACUUGU
Syzygium oleosum is the source of this 1438-nucleotide messenger RNA. RefSeq names its product probable carboxylesterase 6. The transcript has a single exon. NCBI's taxonomy places the organism in Eukaryota, Viridiplantae, Streptophyta, Magnoliopsida, Myrtales, Myrtaceae. Gene Ontology annotation, molecular function: hydrolase activity. Bases 264 to 1367 code for a protein of 367 amino acids. The record is from RefSeq and is a predicted model, not a curated record.